AGAAAUUUGACCAAACAGUGCAGCCGUGCACUAAAUUGUUCAACUGGGGGUUACAUAUCUGGUUUGCCUUCAAUUCCUUGUGAAACCCAUGGUAGGGUCAUCGCGCGGCCUUAACGAUAAACUGAAGCACCACCAGAAGAACAACAAUGGCGGCGGCCUGUAAAUCACUCCAAUUCUCCCACUUCUCUCUCCUCCUCCAUUCCUCAAAACGCCUGCAAUUCCAGUCUCUCCGACCUACAAAAUGCUUCUUUCCUCUGUUCCCUCAAAUUCGACCCUUCUCUUCACCUCCAACGCCUUAUCCUCUUCAAUACGACAUGAUUAUCUCCCACCCUUCUCCCCGAGGUUCCCCGACCAAGCUCUCUCCUCCCCCUCGUUCAAAACCCAACGAGUCUUCCGAUUCCGACUCGCCCGAGCCAGACCCAUUCUCCCCUGAACUCAGUUUUGAGGACUGGGUUGACAGGAAGCUAACGCAGAAUGAAAACGACAGGUUCAAUAAGGUGAAUAGUGCCACUAGUUUUGAGGGGAUGGACAAAAGUAAAAGGAAGUUUUACAAGAAGAGGGAGAAGAGGAUGUAUGGUGAUGAUUCUGAUGAUGAGAGAAAGAAGAUGAGGGAGAAAGCAGAAUUUGUCGAAUUGAGGCCUGAAGUUGUUGAGCCUAGAACAUUGCAUAAGAGAGAAGAAGAGUUGUAUUUCUAUGAUGCUUUGGCUUUUCCUUGGGAGAAGGAUAAGCAUUAUAAGAUGGUGUAUCAAUUGGAGAAGAAGUAUUUUCCUGAUCAGUGUUUAGAUAAGGCCUUUUUAGAACCUGGGCAAUCGAAUUUAAGCGAUUUUAAGGGGAAGCUGAAGAAUAAGAAGGCGGAUAAUUUGGGGAAUGGAGAGGAAGAUAAAGGGUUGAUGUUUUUUGAGGAAGGAAGUGAUGGGAAGAGUAAUGAGGGUGGGAUUAAGGAUGUAUCUGACAAGAAGGUGGAGGAGUUUUUUAAGUGUUUGAAGAAAGUUCCUACUAAGAAUGCUCAAGUUUCUGGUGUUGAUCAACCUUUUUUGGCAUCUAGGACUUCUGGACUACCUCCUAAAUGGGAUAGUCUUGCUGGAACUGUUGUUUUGGUGAACAAGCCUAAAGGUUGGACUUCAUUCACAGUCUGUGGCAAGCUGCGUCGUUUGACUAAAGUAAAAAAGGUAGGACAUGCUGGUACUCUAGAUCCUAUGGCUACCGGAUUGUUGAUUGUUUGUAUUGGGAAAGCUACUAAAUUGGCAGACAAAUAUCAGGGUAUGAUUAAGGGUUACAGUGGAAUUUUCCGUCUGGGGGAGGCAACUUCCACUUGGGAUGCAGAUUCACCGGUAAUCCAACGUGAACCAUGGGAACAUAUCAAGGAUGAGGAUGUAAGAAAGGCUGCUGCAUCCUUUACUGGGGAAAUUUGGCAAGUUCCUCCUAUGUUUUCUGCAAUCAAAGUUGGGGGUGAAAAAAUGUAUGAGAAAGCUAGGAGAGGAGAAAGUAUUGAACUUUCACCUCGACGAAUUUCAAUAUUUCAGUUUGAUAUUGAACGCAGCCUACAAGACAGGCAAAAUUUAAUAUUUCGAGUUACCUGUUCGAAAGGUACUUACAUUCGGUCCCUCUGCGCAGACAUGGGGAAGGCUCUUGGAAGCUGUGCUCAUUUAACUGCCCUGCGGAGAGACUCAAUUGGUGAAUACACUGCUGAUGAUGCCUAUGAAUUCCAAGAAUUAGAGGAGCAAAUUACAAAACGAUACCUAUAGCAGUAUAGCUGCCCAUAAUUCCAUGUUGCAAAUGCUUAUAUUUUAGAUCUGCAUUUGGGUGGGAUAGCGAGCUGUGUUAUUGACAGUAAAUCCCAUUGAUACUACUUUGGUUUGCUACUUAGAUCAUAGCCUACUGUAAAGGCUACAAGCUACUUUGGUUUGCUACUCAAGUCCUGCAAAAAUUAAUUGGAAACAAACAUCUUAUGUCUAGUUAUGCUAGUCUAGAUGGUAUAUCAAGUCUAUGAGAGUAUAUCAGUAUAUUGUAUAUAUAACAUACUCCGUAUCAUAUGCUCCCUUUAUCCAGAUUUCAUAGUCAUGUA
This is a messenger RNA of Spinacia oleracea (spinach), 2065 nucleotides long. RefSeq lists its product as uncharacterized. Gene Ontology annotation, biological process: mRNA pseudouridine synthesis; tRNA modification. Lineage: Eukaryota; Viridiplantae; Streptophyta; Magnoliopsida; Caryophyllales; Amaranthaceae. The record is from RefSeq and is a predicted model, not a curated record. The coding region runs from base 147 to 1745 and encodes 532 amino acids. The transcript has 9 exons. Gene Ontology annotation, cellular component: nucleus. Gene Ontology annotation, molecular function: pseudouridine synthase activity; RNA binding.